GGUAUUCCAUCCGCGGGGGGGCUCCCUUCAAAUCUAGGUGAACCAGUCUCCUCCCUGUGGGCCAAGGUGGACAUGCCAUUCUGUCUCUGCUGGAUCCGCCACGCCGGUAAACAGCAGGAGCCGCACGUGACCCAGUGAGAGUGACGCAUCCGGUCGGCACAGCCAAUGGGAGUGGACCACGCGCAUAAACACGGAAGUGGCGGGCUGAGGUGGUGGCGGCUGCAGCUGGCGGGCGCGUGGCGUGCUUCGGAUCCAGAGGAACACCUGCGAGGCCUCCGCAAGGGCGUCCACGCGUGGCGACAUGGCUGUGACGCGGCAGAGGAACAACAAAGGGCCGCACGCGACUGAGAUAGAGCGGAAGAUCAAACGGGGGAACACGCUGCGGCAGGCCUCCUGGUGGCGUGGGUACCGCGGGUUGGCGGCUUUGCUGUUGGUGGCGGUGUGCGGCUGUGCGGCGCUUCUGCUGCGUCUGGCCUCUCUGGACAGUGAUGUCACAGAGACCCUGGUCAGCCAGAGGGAGCUGGUCUCUCCUCAGCCGAGGGCGUACGGCGUGCCGUGCUCCGAAGACUACGACAACUACAAACGCUAUCCAGGUUGCACGCCUCAGAAGUGCGGCCGUGUGGUCACGGACGGUGUGGUGACCAGGGAGGAGGCUCUGGCGCUCAGGAGGCUGGCGGAGAAGGGGCUGGCGCUGGCCGGGUCCGAGGGCGGGGCCUCCAUCCUGGACCUGCACUCCGGAGCGCUGUCCAUGGGGAAGCAGUUUGUCAACAUUUACAGGUAUUUUGGGGACCAGAUCAGCGAUGUGUUCGCACAAGAGGACUUCCAGCUUUACAGAACCGUCCGCGGGCGGAUCCAGGCGGCCAUAGCGGAGGCGUUUGGUCUGGACCCAGCGCUCAUGUACCUGACCAAGCCCACCUUCUUCUCCAGAAUCAACAGCACAGCGGCCAGAACCCAACACGACGAGUACUGGCACCCCCACAUUGACAAGGUGACGUACGGCUCCUUCGACUACACCUCCCUCCUGUACCUGUCGGACUACGGCUCUGAUUUCACCGGAGGACGAUUUAUCUUCAUGGACCAAAAUGCCAACCGCACCGUGGAGCCGCGCACAGGACGAGUCUCCUUCUUCUCCUCUGGCUCGGAGAACCUCCAUCGAGUGGAGAAGGUGAGCUGGGGAACGCGCUACGCCAUCACCGUGUCCUUCACCUGCGACCCGGAACACGCCAUCCCCGACCCCGCCCUGCCCUGAUGCGUCCAUGGGGGACGGAGAAUGGUGCCGUCCGUCUGCUUGGACAAGUCCUACAAGAGAAGAAAUGGGGAGGGGGGGUUCACACUAAACUUGACUGACAUUUAAACACGGUUUCCAUCUUUUUUUGUAUCAUCUCCAGAAAAAAAACUCCUUUUAUUUUUACUUAAGGGGGAACUCUGGUUCUAAUUAAGGUCUGAGCGUCUUUGCAGUUGGACUUUUUACGAGGAUGUUCUGUUGUGUGCCGUCGGCUAAACAGCUGCAGAGCCGUAACGAGAAGACGCUCAUCGCUUCCCAAGACACGCCCUUGUUUGGCUCAACAGGAGGAUGAAAGCUGACGGAGCAGGAGGGCUAAAGGCGAGGCCUCUGCUGCAGAACACCAAGACAUUCUGGAUGCUGGUCCUGGAGAACCUCUUUGACCAGAGUUCCAGUCCUCUUAGAGCUGAAGACAUUCGUCUUCCUACAAAUCCUGGAGGCUAAUCGGCCGCAAAUGCUGUUAAUUAGGAAAUGUUGGGGUUCAAAAAGAUUUGGAGGCUUGUUUUUUGGGAGUUCUGGAGAUUCUGCUCCUUUGACCAAAGCUUUCUGAGCUAAAACUGCAGGAGUUGAGGCCCAAAUGCCAGGUCCUUUAGCCGUCCAAUCAGUUCUGUUUCUCUGUCAAAGAAAUCUCCAUCCAUCCCAGACUCUUUCAACAAAGACUUGAACAGUGAAUAACGUGGAACUAUUUUUGAAAAUCUUCUAUCUAGCUUCUUUUUUCAAUCUGACCCGCAGCAGCAGCUGUCCUGAAAGACCCCGUUCUUUUCACCGUUCUUCUCUCCUCCUGCGCCUUUGAGCGAAGCUUUCAACGCCACCACAAACCCAAAGCUCCACAGGAAGUUCUGAAAUUAUUAUGGGAUGGCCACAGGACCUACGGCCUGGCAGCCACUGUCACAAAGCGUGAAAUUUGUCGAAAAUAACAUUUUUCCACAAUUUCGGUAAAGAAAAUGGCACACACCAAGUUAGGUCUACAACCGCAACCCAAGUUUUGUUGACCUCUGACCUCUGGAAGAGGCUGCCAUCUUGAAAUUUAAAAUGAUGCAACUUCCCUUAGGGAUUUUGAUCCAUCACCUUCUAACUCCUCAAACAUCAUUGGGAAGCUACUACGAAACAAAGUGUUUUAAAGUUUGUAGAUUUCAAAUGGUGAUAGCAUGACGAUCUCGCAAACGUGGCGUUUCCCUGUUGCUCGCACAAUUUUAACCGGAAGAUUCUGAAAAUGUAAUACAUGAGUUGUUGGCCCAAGCUGAAUGAAACGAUACAACAUAUCAGGAAUGGGAGCAUGGUUAACAAAAAAAACCUCCGUUGCUAAGGAAAUCGUAAAUUUUACUUUUGCCGAUUCUUGUAACAAUUACAUAGUUCUGUUCGUCAUCCCCAGGUGACCAAAUGAUACAAUGGUUGCUAUGGAGAUACAACUAACAGAAAGCCACCAUAUUGAAAAAAUAUGGUGGCUUCAUAUGCAGCUCUGACCAGGCUGGCAGAGGAAGAAGGGGGAGGGGUGUAGCAGCCACUCAGCCAGUGAGGGCAGGCAAAAAAAAAGAGGGUUAUGGUUUUAAUUUAUAUUUUUUUCUGCUGUUUUAAUACUUUACUUGGUUGCUAAUUCUUGGUGUAGAAUAAUGAAUUCUGGGUCAGAUUGUCUUGAUUUGGUGAUUUUGUUUUGGUUUCUUCCAGAGUGUCCGUCCACAGAGCUUCUCCAUGCUUCAUUAGAGGAAAGUGUGGAUGAAAAUAAACUGGUUUCCUCACAAACGUGUUCACAGCGUUUCCAUCCGGAGGAGUAACUGAUCUCCUCUGACCUUCAAAGUAAAAGCCUUGAACAGGCUCAGGAUCGAGUUACACUGUUCCUGGUAAUAUUGAUCAGGUGUUUUCUCUGAAGCUACAAAGCUCAGACUUUCCUUCAGCUCGUCAUCUUCCACCAUUAAUAGCGGAAUUCCUCUGGUCUUCGGAGGGGGGGGGGGGGGGGGAUUUGUCUUAAUUUGUGGGCAGAUCCUUUUAACAUGGAAAAGCAGAAACGUUUGAAGUCUGUUACGGCGGUUUCCUGCAGAAAGACUGGGAUUCCUCCAAACUGAAGUGAAGUCAGCGUCAGAAUGUUAUGAGUUUGGAAAGAAGGCGGCGUGGAAGGAGAAAAAAAGAAGUGAAAACUGUGACGAAAGAGAAAUGAGAAGACGAAUGAGAAUCUAAACAAACGCGUCUGAAUGCUUCAUUAAUUCCAAUGUAAAAGAAUGACAACAGGACUUUAUCAAACUUGGAUCUCAAUGUUUUCUUGAAGGUGGACUUUGAAGAUCUUGUCAUAAAAGGGGCGGAGUCAGAAGGUGAGAUGUUUGCUAAUUUCCAUCAGUGACGUUUUUGUGGGUGUUUAAAAAUGUAAACAAACAGUAGGUGUGUUGAAUGUGACUCCAGACUGCCCUGUGUCGUCACGAAGUUUGUAAAAAAUAAAUAGAUUAUGACGUGCCAAA
Messenger RNA from Oryzias latipes (Japanese medaka), 3729 nucleotides. RefSeq names its product 2-oxoglutarate and iron dependent oxygenase domain containing 3 (gene ogfod3). Gene Ontology annotation, molecular function: oxidoreductase activity, acting on paired donors, with incorporation or reduction of molecular oxygen; iron ion binding; L-ascorbic acid binding. Lineage: Eukaryota; Metazoa; Chordata; Actinopteri; Beloniformes; Adrianichthyidae. Gene Ontology annotation, cellular component: membrane. The record is from RefSeq and is a predicted model, not a curated record.